Molecule: messenger RNA, 807 nt
Organism: Cryptosporidium ubiquitum
Lineage: Eukaryota; Apicomplexa; Conoidasida; Eucoccidiorida; Cryptosporidiidae
Exons: 1
Coding region: 1-807 (268 amino acids)
Source: RefSeq, a predicted model, not a curated record
AUGCCUAAAAGAAGUUCUUCUGGAGGUAGAAAGACAUCAUUGAAGAUAUUUAUAUUGCAAUUACUAUGGAUAGGAUUCUUUAUAAUAUUAAUAUUGGGUGGAUUAUCAGAUUUAAUAUUAUAUUAUGAUAUAAAAAGAAUGGUGUUAAAUGUAUUUAUACUAUUAAGUGGAAUAAUAAGUUUAUUAGCAGAAGCAUAUUGCUUUAAAUUUUAUUCAUAUAUAUUAUUUAUCUAUACUCCAAUAGGCCGUGGAUUGUUUAUGGUUGUAUUAUCAUCUUUAAAUUUGAAUGACAAUUUAUAUUCAUUAAUAAUUAGUUCCAUAUUAUUUUUUAAUUCAAUAAUAUAUUUAUUAAUAUCAGUAAUAUUUGGAGGAAUUAAUAAGCCAUUAUUUAAUAAUUCAUUAAAACAUGAGUUAAAUUUGAAUGCAUUAGUAUAUUUUAUUAAUGAUAAUUCAAAUAUUACUACUUACUCUUCUGAAGCAACUAAAGGGCAUAGUAAUUCUAAUAGAAGAAGGCAUGUUCAGAAUGACUCUAUAUUAAACAAUAAAUCCGAAAUUAUUCAUCAUAAUCAUCAUAAGAAUAAUAAUUAUAAUCACAAUCAUAGUCAUAGUCAUAGUCAUAGUCAUAGCCAUAAUCAUGAUCAUAACCAUCACCGUAGUCACCAUCAACACCAUAAAUAUUAUGAUGGUAAUCAAGAAGAACAUCAUCAUCAAAAUUCUAAGCAUAAACACAAUAAUCAUAAAAGUCACAUUAAACACGAAUCUAGUAAUAAUCAUCAAGAACAAAAAGAAAUUAUUAAUUUGGAAUAA